Molecule: messenger RNA, 1307 nt
Organism: Coniophora puteana RWD-64-598 SS2
Lineage: Eukaryota; Fungi; Basidiomycota; Agaricomycetes; Boletales; Coniophoraceae
Product: NAD(P)-binding protein
Exons: 5
Coding region: 85-1125 (346 amino acids)
Source: RefSeq, a predicted model, not a curated record
CCUCACUAGCACUACUCUCUCCCCGCUUUCCUCCUUACUUACACCCGUCCUCUCCUUCUUCCACCUUUCUUCUUCUUCUUCAAAAUGACGACGCUCCAGGACGACGACCUCUACCUCCAUGCUGGCCGUGCUGCCGGUAAGGUCCUCAUCAUAACCGGUGCUGGUAACGGUAUCGGACGUGAGGUAGCCAUCAAGUUCGCCCAGCUUGGUGCCAAAGUGGUUAUCGGAGACCUUGACGUCACCGGGGCCGAAAAGACUGCAGAGGAUAUCAAAGCUGCUGGCGGCCAGGCUACCGCGGUCAAGGUCAACGUGACCAACUGGGACGACCAGUGCCGCCUCUUCGAAGUCGCUCAGUCCACCUACGGCUCUGUCGACAUUGUCAUUCCUAACGCUGGUAUCGGCGAGUCCGGUCGUUUUGGACUAGUCAAGUUCGAGGAUGGCAAGCCCGUCCAGCCGAACCUCUUCACCCUCGACGUCAACCUCAAAGGUGCCCUCUACACCGCCCACCUGGCGCAGCACUACAUGAUCACCACCGAGAAGAAAGAAGGCGACCUCAAGUCGAUAGUCUUCAUGGGCUCGAUGGCGUCGUGGGUCGCGCUCCCCGGUUCGGUGCAAUACGCCGCGUCAAAACACUCCAUCCUUGGCGCGAUGCGCUCCCUCUCGCUCCCGCUCAAGGCGCAGGGCGUCCGUGUCGCGUGCAUUCACCCGUUCUUCGCCGAAACGGCGAUGAUCUCCCCGCGCGAGCGUCUCAUGUUCGCUGGCAUCCCCCUCACACCCAUGGCACGCAUCGUCGGCGCCAUCGUCAACGCCGCGACUGAUCCGAACCUCAAUACGACUGGCGCCGCGUACGUGCUCCCCGACAAUGGGCUCACGUUCCGCGUGUCGCAGGAGUUCUUCACCCUUGGCAUCUACGGCCUCAUCAACAAGCGUGUUGGGUGGUUUAAGACCGUCGGCACCGUCUUCUACUUUAUCAACAUUGCCAAGGAUGUCCGCAAGGCGCUUAUUGGCAGGAAGGCCACCUUCGCGCUCACUUUCCUUGCAGCAUGGUUCGCCUGGAGACGAACGGGGCUUUCGCAAGUUAUUCGACCCCUCAUUUCCAGCUACGUCCAGCAGCGGCGUCGGUGAUCGGUAGCUGCCUGAUUUUCUUCUCCCUUCUAUUAUGUCCUCUAGUUGUAUCGUACUAUACAAACACUGUUAACACCGACGCUCCUUGAUCCUAAAUUAAUAAUUUUCGCUAGGGUUUAUCAUCAAUUCUUCAGACUUCCCUUUCGUGCCAAGACCAAGUUUCGACAGAUCGUUGCCCUGAG